AUGGUCAUUUCGUCACAUAAGAACGAGAGGAAAAAGAAGCUUCUACGAUGUGCUCGGGGUGAGCGUUACAGAGGUUCAUUCACAGAUUCUGAUUCCUUCGUACGGAAAAAUACGAAGACAAAAGCGUGUAAGUGCAAAUUUAAAAUUAUUGUCAAAUUAGGAAAGACUGCAUGGUUUAUAUUUAUAGAUCCUGGUAUUUCGAGUACACACAACCAUGCUCUAGCUGUGUAUCCUGAAGGAUACCGUCAGAUGAGUGGGCUGAGUGGCGAGGCGAAAGAAAUUGUGCGAGAUAUGAGUGCGGCACAAGCGAAGCCGUGUUCUAUCAUGGCAGCUUUAAAAGAAAAAGUACCAUCUGACAACCCUACAAUAAAGCAAGUGUACAACUAUAGAGAGACUUUGAGAAAGUCUAGCUUUGAGGGUAGAGAUGUGGUUGGGCAAUUUUAUCACAUGGCUCAGCAAAAUGAUUAUGUGCACUGGACUCUUGCUGAGCAGUAUACAGGUGUGUUGACCUAUAUUUUCAUGGCUCAUCCUGAUUCAAUGAGACUACUUCGUACGUACUACUGGAUCAUCGGCAUGGACUCCACGUACAAGACGAACAAGUACAAGCUGCCUUUUUUUGAGAUUAUUGGAAUGACUCCUUGCAACAAGAACUUUAUAAUUGCAUAUGCAAUUAUGAAGGAUGAGACUGAAGGGAGCUACAGAUGGGUAUUGGAGAGACUGAGGUGCUUGAUUGGGGAACAUAUUCAUCCGAGCGCUAUUCUUACUGAUCGAGAAUUGGGGCUUAUGAGACCAGUGUCAGAGAGCUCCAACUUUUGA
Molecule: messenger RNA, 816 nt
Organism: Mercurialis annua (annual mercury)
Lineage: Eukaryota; Viridiplantae; Streptophyta; Magnoliopsida; Malpighiales; Euphorbiaceae
Product: protein FAR1-RELATED SEQUENCE 5-like
Exons: 4
Coding region: 1-816 (271 amino acids)
Biological process (GO): regulation of DNA-templated transcription
Source: RefSeq, a predicted model, not a curated record